UUAAAUUAUUUUCCCAUUAUGCCAAGACGAGGUCGUGCAAAAAAAGAGGGCCCUGAAUCUGGGGAAGAUUCUGAUGAAUACAGGAAAAAAAGGGACCGAAAUAAUCUGGCUGUCAAACGUAGUAGAGUGAAGUCAAAACAGAAAACACAAGAAACUGUCUCUAGAGUGAAUGAAUUGAAGAACGAGAAUACCGUUUUGGAAGAAAAAGUGAAUACUCUUACAAAAGAACUGGGUUUCCUCAAAGAACUGUUUCUUGCACAUGCUUCCAACAAUGUGGACAAAUCCAAAUUUGAUGGACUUGAUUUACAGAAAUUGUUAGAAGAUACCAGUAGUGCAAGUACAAGUAACAACUAG
This is a messenger RNA of Phaedon cochleariae (mustard beetle), 354 nucleotides long. The record is from the annotation of a GenBank genome assembly. NCBI's taxonomy places the organism in Eukaryota, Metazoa, Arthropoda, Insecta, Coleoptera, Chrysomelidae.